Molecule: messenger RNA, 539 nt
Organism: Bursaphelenchus okinawaensis
Lineage: Eukaryota; Metazoa; Nematoda; Chromadorea; Rhabditida; Aphelenchoididae
Source: the annotation of a GenBank genome assembly
AUGUUAGUUCAAAGUGUGUAUUCCCAUGGGCUGGCUUUGAGCUUAAUGAAGGUGGGUUUCACAGUUUCUGUAAGCUUAUUUUGUUGUAGUUUGAAAAAUAUGUAAGGAUGAACUACUUCUUUAUGGGUGACUAUUUGCACCUUGGCAAAAUGGAAUAUCUGUGGCCGAUCAGCACACAUCCAUUUUUGUAUGGCUCUUAUGCGACAGCGGCUUAUUUAGUUGCUAGGAAGAUGUAAGUGUUGUUUGUAAAGUAAUAGAGGAGGUCGUUACGCAAGAGUUCUGCUGUAUAAUGAAGGUUUUAAAAAAAAUAUUACAGUAUCCUACCAGACCUCACCACCGAAGUCAAGUAUGGAAAAAUACAAAAGAUUUUCAUAAUGGCCACAGCCGGCUUUGUUUGGACUCGGCUACAACAAAGAUUGUCAGAAUUUCACUUUUUGGUUUUGUUGCUGAGUUACCUACACUAUUUAGUAACUUUAUCAAUAGCCAGCGUCGUAGCUGCUACUUUUGACAAGGCUUUUCUUAAAGUAAAAACUGAAUAA